AUGAUCAUGACGUCGAUCGACUGCAGAGAUGUGGAGAGCACAAAGAAUCUGCUGAGCAGCCCGGUGACGUCGCCAUCGGGCGAGGGCGGUGACGUUGUCUGCGGUCUGUCCGCCACAACGAGCGAGAGCUCCUCGCAGCCGACCUCAUGGACCAGCCGCCGCGACUCCCCCGGCUGCAAAGGCGGCUGCGGCUUGACGUCCUAUAUGCCGAUCGUGGACGAGGAGGAUUGCCCCGCACAGGACUCCUCAGACGGCCGCACAUCAUCAUCGUCAGAGGAGGAGGAGCCGCAGUCUCCGCUACCAGCCGCACGCGUGAAGGCGUAUCACAAGGCCGCCUACGAGCGCCAGGUGCACCGGUGGCAGCAGGUGGAGGCCUUCUACAUGAAGCACGAGGGCUGGAGUGAACACCGCGUGAUUCUGCUGCUGCAGGAGGCCUUCCGCAGCAGCUACGCAAACCUAAAGAGGGCCCGUGACGCAGGGACGCUGAGCGAGACCGUCUUCGCCGCCCGCGCCGCGGAGAUGCGCAGCUCGCUGGCGGCCAUCAAGAAGGAGUAUCGCCGCACCCUGGAGCGGACGAAGGAGCGCAACGGCGAUCUCUCCAGUAUCGCGAGCAAGGCGGUCACCUGCAUCGCCUCCGUCUACCCGUGGAGCAGCGAGGGCUUCGUCUUGGGCUUUGAGGAGAACUUGAGGUACGGCGACCUCGCCGGCAUCUCAAGGGACAGCGCCCGUCGUGGAGCCACACUGACCUCCCCCACCGUGAGCAGUAGAAUUCCGGUCACGGCGCUGCCAUCGGUGAAGACGACCGCGGUGCCGAUGCCAAAGUUGGAGCUCCAGUUGGCGGAGAAGGACGGCGACGAGGGCGAAGAUUUGGGCGUCGCGGAGAGCGUAGUGGGGUGCGGCCGGGCACGGCGUGCGGCGACACCACGGGUGAUGCUGAGACCGCUGCCACCGCGCUGUCGUCUCUUCCAUCCCCAGGCCGCGGCGGCGGGUGGGGUUGGCUCUCCGUCGGCGUCGCCCGCGCAUUCCACUGCCCCGACGACCGUUUCCUUUCUGUCUGCCUCCCCGCAGUUCGACAGCCUGACGCUGAGUACCAUGGCCCUCUCACCGUCUCCCACCGGUCCGCUCUCGCCCGUGCUGAUUCCGCCCCCCUCCGUCGCUGGGCCACUCCGUCCUGGCGAGGCGCGCUUCUUGGAGAAGCGGCAGCUGUUGGUACAGGGGAUGGCCUUCGUCUCGUGUUCGCUGGCGUCGAGCUCCUUCAUUGCGAGCCGGCGUGCGGCCAUCGCGGCGUCCACGAUGCGGCUGCGUCUCGGUCAGGCGAAGGAGAAGGAAGAGGAGGGCUGCGGCUCGCCGGUGGGGUCUCCAUCUGGUGCGUACACGGUGAAGAGCGAGGCACCCCCUCAGACGCAGCAGCAACAGCACGCCGUGGCUGCUCCAACGCUGCCGACGCGUUACACGGCGGAGGUGAGUCCCGUGCCGCGUGAGGCGGCCGUCUUCGACACAAACUCGAACAGCAUCACGCGGCGCAGCAACCCGAGCAGCACGACGUGGGGCACUGUCCUUGGCAAUCCAACGUCUUACAGAGAUCCCAGCGGCCCUGUGGCGGCGAGCGGCCUUCCGGACACCGUCACCCGGCCUAGUGUUCCGAACACCAAGAUCAACACGAACAGCGGCAACACCCUUCUUACCCGCAACCUCACCUCCUACAUGGACCCAACAAGCAGUGGCGUCCCUGCGCGCGGUCAGCCGCACAGCUACUCGACACGAGCCAACACCGGCCCGAUCGUGAAACAGCGGCACCCCCACAGCUACACCGGACGCAGCGUCGGCUCCCCCAUGCGCAACGCGAAGGCUACGUCCGCUGCAACAAACAUGGCGGCACCGCCGUACGUGUCCGCAGCGUGUUCCACCUUCCAUGUGGAUGCGCCACAACGGGGGGCGACGGUGGUGGGACUCCCGACGUACGUGCAGGCUAUGCCGACACCUAGUGAGCACUCCGCCGUCUACACAGUCUCUGCUGGUCACCCGGCUCCGGCGGCCGUUCCGCCGCCGCCGCCGCCUUGCUACGCCUCUCACGUACGCAGAGACCGCAUUUGCGUGCCGUCAGCUUCGUUUUGUGGCCCCUACGCAGCCAUGACUCCGGUGUGCGUGGCGGAUGAUCAGUACGUGAAGGAGCUGUGGUAA
Messenger RNA from Leptomonas pyrrhocoris, 2181 nucleotides. RefSeq lists its product as hypothetical. The coding region runs from base 1 to 2181 and encodes 726 amino acids. The transcript has a single exon. The record is from RefSeq and is a predicted model, not a curated record. NCBI's taxonomy places the organism in Eukaryota, Euglenozoa, Kinetoplastea, Trypanosomatida, Trypanosomatidae.